Populus nigra (black poplar) is the source of this 1665-nucleotide messenger RNA. Its product is annotated as GDSL esterase/lipase 1-like. Lineage: Eukaryota; Viridiplantae; Streptophyta; Magnoliopsida; Malpighiales; Salicaceae. Gene Ontology annotation, molecular function: hydrolase activity, acting on ester bonds. Bases 354 to 1271 code for a protein of 305 amino acids. The record is from RefSeq and is a predicted model, not a curated record. The transcript is spliced from 5 exons.
UCAAGUGAAGUCUAUAAUUCCGAUGACAAUUUUCUUUUCAAUAGCAUUUAAUAGAUUUAUAUUUCAAGUUGAUCCCUUUAUUUGUUUUUAUGGAUCUCAAGCUCACCAACUCAUCCACAAAGCACCACCCAGCCUCUAGAACUUUAAUCCCCGACGAGAAAAAUCAUCUCCGCCCGAAUUUACCCACAAACAACCAUCAACCCAAAACCAGCAGCAACUCCUCUUCCCCACUGGCCAGAAGCCGCCAACAGAAACUAUUACGGACCCACCGUACCAUUGCUCACUUGGUUUUUGUCUAUGUAUUAAAGAGGAGAUUGAGGAUCAGAUUUAAUAGAGAGUGAAGCACUAAAAACAUGGGGAGUUCAAGGUCCAGCAUUUUAUGUUUCUUGAUGCUCUGUGCAAGUUUUCUAGUCCCAACAAGCUGCCACAGUUACUCUCAUGGUGCUUUAUUCAUCUUUGGAGAUUCCUUUUAUGAUGCUGGGAAUAAUAUUUAUCUCAACACUAGCAACACUAGCCUUGCCAAACUAAGUAUCUUUCCAUAUGGAGAGACAUAUUUUAAGCAUCCCACAGGAAGGGUCAGUGAUGGUCGAUUAAUUCCAGAUUUUAUUGCUGAAUUUGCAAAGCUACCAUUAAUUCCACCAUAUUUACAACCCGGCAACCAUCAAUUCACAAAUGGAGUCAACUUUGCAUCAGGGGGAGCUGGUGCUCUCGUUGAAAAUAAUCAAGGACCGAUUAUGGGCCUUAAAACUCAAUUACGUAAUUUCAAGAAUAUGGAGAAGCAGCUAAGGAAAAAACUAGGAGCUUCAGAAGUUAAGACAUUGUUAUCCACAGCUGUUUACAUGUUCAGCAUUGGAAGCAACGACUACUUGGUACCUUUCAUCACAAACUCCACUCUGCUUCAAUCCUACUCCAAAAAAGAGUAUGUCAAGAUGGUUAUUGGCAACAUAACAACCGUGAUCCAAGAAAUUUAUAAGAUAGGGGGAAGGAAAUUUGGGCUAUCAAAGUUGAUUCCUUGGGGUUGUUUUCCAUUCUCUCGAGAACUAAAACUAUCCAGCACGGGUGGCUCUGGCUGCAUGGAAGAAUUUACGCUGCUGGCAAAACUACACAAUAGAGCACUCCUUGAAGCUCUUAAAGAGCUUAAGAAGAGCCAACUAAAAGGAUAUACUUAUUCAAUUUUUGAUGCCUACACUGUAGCAACUGCAAUUUUCAAUAACCCUUCAAAAUAUGGUUUCGAAGAGGUGAAAUGGCAUGCUGUGGCAGCGGUCCAUUGAGAGGCUCCUUGCUUGCUUGCGGCCUGAAAGUAUACCAACUGUGCGAUAACGUUAGCGAAUAUUUCUUCUUUGAUGAACUUCAUCCAACCGAAAAGGCCAACUAUCAGUUUGCAAAGCUAAUGUGGGAUGGGAGUCCUAAAAUCGUCAAGCCUUACAACCUGAAGACACUGUUCGAGAAAUAGUUCGAAACUUAGUCCCAGACAGGAGAUGACUUUGAUUACCCGUUCUGCACCUCGAAUAUGACUCAAUUUCAUGCUUCAAAUCCAAGUUGAUUCAGGCUUUAGAUGUGACAGUGUUUAGAAAAGAAAAAUUAAACUUAGAAAGAAUGGACAGUUUUGAUGUUUACAGUAACAGUUUGUUGAUGUUGAGAAUUGAAGAAUAUGAUUACACUUUA